CCUGCAGCCAAUCAAUUUGUGCCCACGUUUCGUCUCCAAUUGUCUUGACUCUCCAUCCUACGCUCCUUACAUCAGAUAAUCUAACUUGAAGUAAUUGUCCUCAUGGCCCGAACCAAAUCCAGAUACGCCUUCGUCACCAUCGGCGCCAGCGCCAGUUUCAAACUUCUCAUCGAGGAAGUUCUCUCAGAAGCCUUCCUCGCCAAGCUCAAGUCCCUCGACUUCACCCACCUGAUCAUCCAGUGCGGGCCCGACUACGAUUACUUCCUGGAUGCCGAGCCGCCGGAGCCGAGCCCCGACGACCCCGACGAGCUUCUUGUUACGGGCUUCACUUUCCACGACGACAUUCGGAAAUUCAUGGAGCUCACUACUGCUGACCACUUUUCUCCUUCGUCGAAGCGGGACCGCGGACUGAUUAUUACUCACGCGGGCUCCGGAAGUAUCCUGGAAGCACUCGAUUUCGACUCGGCGCUGAUCGCAGUGCCUAACCCCACGCUCAUGGACAACCACCAAUCGGAGAUUGCCGAGGAGAUGCAUAGCCAGGGGCACCUAAUCCAGGGCAAGAUUGGUUCGCUCGUUGAUAUCAUCAACGAAGACCUCCUCACGGCUCCCAAGAAGCAGUGGCCCCCGGACCCAGACCCGGAGUCGGAGUGGCCCGGUGGUCUCUGGGAUGUCAUUAGCGCUUUGAUGCCGGGGCGCUAAUCCUAUAUUUGGCCACCAACCGGUGGUUGGGGUUAUUUGGUUUUGGCGUUUACUAGGAAAGGGAGAUACCCAAUUGCGACUGUUUUAGUUUCCGCUAGGUAACUCGACUAAUAUUUACGAAUAGACUCUUGUUUCAAUGACUAUCCUAUAGCAUAGUUAUAUAAUACUAUAAUUGCCGUGCUUAA
Daldinia vernicosa is the source of this 884-nucleotide messenger RNA. Its product is annotated as glycosyltransferase family 1 protein. The transcript has 3 exons. Gene Ontology annotation, molecular function: hexosyltransferase activity. Lineage: Eukaryota; Fungi; Ascomycota; Sordariomycetes; Xylariales; Hypoxylaceae. Gene Ontology annotation, biological process: dolichol-linked oligosaccharide biosynthetic process. The record is from RefSeq and is a predicted model, not a curated record. Bases 103 to 699 code for a protein of 198 amino acids. Gene Ontology annotation, cellular component: extrinsic component of endoplasmic reticulum membrane; UDP-N-acetylglucosamine transferase complex.